AUGACAAGCCCCGAAUCCAAGGCUCAAAUAAUGAACGCGUAUGAUUUCGCCAAACAACUACCUCCUGACUCCGAUAAGAAAACCGUAAUUCCCCCCGACAACGCACGUCAUGGGGAAGUAGACCAAAGAAUACUUCCGAGGUAUAAGGACGCCAACCGUAAUUCUCCCAAGAAUGAAUCGAAAAAGCCAUCCUCUCCCAAACCCAAGGAGGGAUCCAAAUCCCCAUCUCAUUCGGAGGCCACCAAGAAGUCCAAGUGUGUGAGCAUGAAGGGGGUGUCGAUAGACGACCCCAGACCAGCAUUCAAACGCUACAAGCUCGUUCUCUGA
This is a messenger RNA of Neurospora crassa OR74A, 327 nucleotides long. RefSeq lists its product as hypothetical. The transcript is spliced from 3 exons. The record is from RefSeq and is a predicted model, not a curated record. Bases 1 to 327 code for a protein of 108 amino acids. Lineage: Eukaryota; Fungi; Ascomycota; Sordariomycetes; Sordariales; Sordariaceae.